This is a messenger RNA of Oncorhynchus keta (chum salmon), 1488 nucleotides long. RefSeq names its product solute carrier family 25 member 47a (gene slc25a47a). Gene Ontology annotation, biological process: mitochondrial ADP transmembrane transport; mitochondrial ATP transmembrane transport. Gene Ontology annotation, molecular function: ATP:ADP antiporter activity. Gene Ontology annotation, cellular component: mitochondrion; mitochondrial inner membrane. Bases 381 to 1124 code for a protein of 247 amino acids. The record is from RefSeq and is a predicted model, not a curated record. The transcript has 6 exons. Lineage: Eukaryota; Metazoa; Chordata; Actinopteri; Salmoniformes; Salmonidae.
UUUCGUAACCCCCAACCGAACUUACACGUGGUAUUUUGGUAUGAAGGACGCAGAAGCUUCACAUAACUGGCUCGAAUAGUCCUUCUAUAACAGGGAACACAGUUUACACAACGACAAUCAGUGGGAGCAUGAGAAACAUGCAGUGAUAUCGUUUUCACACAAGUUAUCUUAUGAUUGAAGAAUGCAUAUCGCCGAUUUCGCGGCAGGAUCCAUAGGAGGGGCAUGUGGUGUUGCUGUGGGAUAUCCGCUUGAUACAGUAAAGGCUGAACUCUUCCUGACGUUGACAGGUGAGGAUACAAACUCAGAAGCAGUUCACUGGAAUUUGGCAUUGCUUCAUAACAACGUUAUCUAAAGAAGGGGUCCAUGGCUUCUUCAAGGGGAUGUCCCUGCCUGUUACCACGGUUUCCAUGACUUCCUCUGUGGUGUUUGGGAUGUACAGGAACUGCCGUCAGUGUCUCAGUCAGCUGAGGGGAGGACCAGGAACACCAAACACCAAACCAGAAAUCUUCCUCUCCGGCCUGGCCGGGGGUGUGGCUACGGUGUCAGUGAUGUCACCAGGCGACAUAGUGAAAGUCAGACUGCAGUGUCAGACAGAGUCCAUGCGAGCCAGAAAAGGGGCCAACUUGCCCAAACCCAAGUACCGCGGCCCCGUCCACUGUCUCCUGACCAUCGUCAGAGAGGAGGGGGUACUGGGGCUCUACAGGGGAGCUCUGCCUCUCAUGCUGAGAGACGGACCGUCCUACGCCACCUACUUCCUGACUUACAGCACACUCUGUGAGUGGUUCACCCCGACUGGAAAGAAGGGACCUGAGUGGACAGGGGUGAUGCUGGCUGGCGGGGUGGCUGGUAUGACCGGCUGGACAGUGGGUACGCCCAUGGACGUGAUUAAGGCUCGCCUCCAGAUGGACGGAGCCAGGGAUAUCAAGAGAUACAAGGGCUUUGUCCACUGCAUCACAGAGACAGUCAGGAUGGAGGGGUCAGGGGUGUUCUUUAGGAGCUUGGGUAUCAACUGUCUACGUGCCUUCCCUGUCAACAUGGUUGUGUUCGCUACCUAUGAACUCCUGGUCGGCUUCCUCAGAACACAGCCUGAUGCUAUAGAACCCCCCAAACUAGAGUUUGAGUAGACACUGAGUGAUUAACCGAAAUGUUGGUUAUUUUUUGUUUUUUAAACAACUAAUUGACCAAUUAGUUCAAUUAUUUUAAUUCCAUUUCAUUCGUUUUUUUCUGUUAGCUCAAUGCGCACAUCGCACAGUUUCUCUAGAGAUAAAUCCGAUCCCGCCUGAACUGUGCAAUGUACAGUAGUAGGGAGUUGAAAUCUCCAAUAGGUUAGAGCAUAAAACGCUGUAAUUAACUGCAAUGACCUAAAUCCAUUGCGCAGAUGACUUGGAAUUAAAUAAUAAAUUAAUCAAAUAAAACAAAUGUAAUAUAUACAACAACUGAAAUAUUUUAUUAAAGUAAUGUGAAUAAAUUAUGGUUAAUAAGUGAUAA